GGUGCAGGUUGGAGAAGGCUGGCAUAGGCCAGGUAGGAUGUGUCUUCCUUGACCAAGCAGCUUCUUGAUAUCAUCUCACAGGCCACCCUUCGCCCCAAUGGCCCCCAAGAAGAAAAGCUCCAAAAAGAGCAAGCCGGCGAAGAGAGACACUCCUGUUAAUGUCACCUUAGCCGAAGAUCCUUCUCUUGACAUUGACCAACAUCAUCAACUGGACAGUUUGUUUGAAAACGGUUCUGAUGGCUUCCUUUGCACUGCCACGGAAGUUACCAAUCCUAGCCAUGGCACCAACAUGCUGAUGGAGAUGAGCUCCCUGCAGCAGGAGCGCUUCCUUUGCGAUCUCACAAUUGCUACCAAAACCAAAUCGUUCAGAGUUCAUAAACUGGUGAUGUCCUCCUGCAGUGAAUAUUUCAAAAACCAGCUGAAAAAGGACCCCAACCUUCAGCAAGUGGUCCUCGGUGACAUCUCCUCCUUGGGCCUGGCCACCAUCAUCUCCUACGCGUACACGGGAAAGUUGAGUCUUUCCCUGUACACCAUCGGCAGCACCAUUUCCACUGCCAGCCACCUGCAGAUGUAUGCGCUGCUCAACAUGUGCUCGGAUUUCCUCAUCCAGGAGAUGAAUGUGGAAAACUGGAUGUAUAUUGCCAAUAUGGCAGACACAUACAAUCUCGGUCGGAUUAAAGAUGCUGCCAGGAGGUUCAUCCGGGAACAUUUCCUAGAGUUCUCGGAUACCGAGCAGUUUUUGAAACUCACCUUUGAACAUUUGAACGAAUUGCUGAUGGAUGACAAUCUGGAGUUCCCUAGUGAGGUGACGGUCUUCCAGAUUGCCAUGAAAUGGCUUGAGUUUGAUGCCAAGAGGAUCAAGUAUGGGGCAGAUCUCCUGAAGAACGUGCGGUUCGGCACAAUCCCGGCUCAUGACUUGAUCAAUUAUGUCCAACCUGUUCCAUGUAUGAUGCAGAACCCAGAAUGUCACAGACUUCUGGUAGAUGCCAUGAAUUACCAUUUGCUUCCUUAUCAGCAAAAUGAGCUUCAGUCCCGAAGAACCAAAAUUCGAGGAAGCCAGAAGGUGCUGUUGACAGUUGGUGGCCGGCCAUGUUCUGCGGAGAAGGCCCUCAGCAAAGAUGUGAGCUACAGAGAUCAAGAAGGGAACUGGAAUAAGCUGACGGAGAUGCCCACCAAAUGCUUCAACCAAUGUGUUGCCGUCAUGGACAGCUUCCUUUAUGUGGCAGGCGGUGAAGAUCAAAACGACGCCCGGAACCAAGCAAAACAUGCCAUUAGCAAUUUAUGCAGGUACGAUCCACGGUUCGGCACUUGGCUACACUUGGCUAACAUGACCCACAAAAGGACUCACUUCAGCCUCAGUGCUUUCAAUGGGCACCUCUAUGCCGUCGGAGGCCGCAACGCAAAAGGCACCUUGGUCUCUAUCGAAUGCUACAUCCCUUCGGCCAACAGCUGGCAACCCAAAGCCAACAUGGAGCUGCCACGCUGCUGCCAUGCCAGCGUGGUCAUCGACGGGAAGAUCUUGCUGACCGGUGGCUAUGUGAACAAUGCUUACUCCCGGACCGUCUGCAGCUACGACCCUACCCUGGAUUCUUGGCGGGACUGUAGCUGGCUGAGCAGCCCUCGAGGUUGGCACUGUGCUGCCACGUUGGCCAACCGGGCCUAUGUUCUGGGGGGUAGCCAGCUGGGCCCCCGUGGGGAGAGGGUCGACGUCAUUCCAGUGGAGUGCUAUAACCCCUCCACUAACCAGUGGAGCUUCAUGGCUCCCUUGACCACCGGCCUGAGCAUGGCAGGGGUGGCUACUCUCAGCGGGCAAAUCCUCCUCGUUGGGGGAUGGAACGAAAGUGGGAAAAAAUACCAGAAGACGAUUCAUGCCUUCAACCCCGAUCUGAACGAAUGGACCGAGGAAGGGGAGCUUUUGGAAGGCACCGUGGGGGUGUCCUGCUGCACCAUUGCUCUUCCUCAUGCGAACACCCGGAGCUCCAGAGCUAGUUCGGUGGCCUCGGCCUCUGUGAGCAUGUAAACGGAGCUGGAUGAGAUGGAAAUUUGGGUUCUGGUGGCUUGCAGAAUCAGGGAGCUUCACAGGAAAGGUUGAGUUUGCUGAAGAGAGUUCUCAUUGCACAGGUUGUUGUGAGUUUGUGGUUCAUGUCCCAAUAAUAACACAUUUUUUGAUGCUCGGAUUUACCUGUAGACCUUUUCACAUAACUCCUUUGGGGAACUGAAAACUCAAACAUGUCCAGACCUGAUUCAUCAGACGUUAAUGUGCUUCAGUUCUGCAAGCGAGCCUCUCUUCCUCAUUAUACAAUCUGAAGUUUUCACCCCCUCCGCCCAAAACUAGACCCUAAUUUUAAAGGAUUGGGAAGCCUUUGGGGGGGGGAGGGGCUGUUUUCAAUGAAUUUGGUGGCCAGUUUUUUGGACCCCUCAGCCCUUAAUUAAAGGUCAGCUACAUUGUGUUUUGUUUGAAGUAGUCUAGUCAUCUAGUACUCUACGAUUCUUCAUAAUGAAUCGUAACCACCACAGGCUGGAAGGGAUCCUGGACAUCUUCUAGUCCAACCCUCUGCUUGUCCAAUCUCUUCUUGAAAACCCUCCAAGCAAUGGAGCACCCACAACUCUUGAGAGGCAAACUGUUCCACUGAUUAAUUGUUCUGUCAGGAAAUUCCUCCUUAGUUCCAGGUUGGUUCUCCCUCAGGUGAGCUUCCACCCAUUGCUUCUUGUCCUGCCCUCAGAUGCUAUGGAAAAUAAAUCCCCCUCUUCCCUGUGGCAGCCAUUCAAGUGUAGGAAGAAAUAUCCUUCUGGGUUCUGCUCAGGGAAAAAGACACUGGAAACAUGGAGACUGCUUGGAAAGAUGGUUUAAUGGAGGACAGGAUCACAUGGCUUGAGUUCCUGAACAGAAAAGGGGCCGAGAUGCUCUGAGUCCCUUAGUUUUAUGCCCUCUCUGGCUUUGAACUUCCUGGGGCCCAGAAAGAGUAUCCUGAUUGGUUGUCAGACUCCCAGGGGGUGGGGGUCUUAGCUAGCCUUGCUGGCUGAUUAAAUCUUCCCAGGUGUCAUGUGGUGAGUUUCGUCCUAGAUGGGUCCCAUUGUCUUGCAGAUGAGGUCCAUUGACAAAGAUUGAGUUUCUGCCUCUGGCCCAUUAACAAAAGGGUGGGGGCAGGAAGGUGGGAGCUGCUGUCUUUAAAAACAUGCUUCUCCAUUUCUCAUACAGGGAAACAUAAUAUUCUGCCUUUUUAAUAUUUCCCAAAAUAUUUCACUCUUCCAGGAAAGGGGUGGGUGCUAACCUCCUACACAAGUAUUGGAAGACUUAUUUUGUCUCCCCUAAGCCUUUUUUAAGCCCAAAUAUCUAGUUCCCUUAGCCGUUUAUCAUCAUGGUCUAGCCUCCAAGCCUCUUAUCAUCUUUGUGGUUUUUCCCUGCACUCUUUUUAGGGCCCGGCGUCUUUCUUGUAUGGAUCAGCUCUCCUGGGAAAUGCUCUAUUCCAUGAAAAAAAUUACCAGUUUGCUCCUUCAUGUGUGUUCACACAACUUCUAAACCCCUCUAGGCAGUUAGGAAUGCACACCACCGUCAUCCCAGUGACGUGGCUCACCGACAUGUUUGCUGCCAAACCUGUUAUCCAGAUAAGAGGUGCUAUUGUUCUGUAUAGCAGGAACCAGAUUUCAACCCUAAAUUUAGCCGUAUCUUUAUUCACCUAGUCUCCUUAACCCGAUCAAGCCACGAGCUUGCAAAUACUUAAGUAUGGUCAGGAUUAGCUUGGUUAAAUUUCUUGCAGUUAGCUCAUUUGGCUAUUUUAUGGAUCAAUGUCAUUUGCAAGCCCAGAAUAGCUGAUUUGGGAUGUUUUGAAUCUCUCGUCGUGUUGACUAGAAAUGACUAAUAUCCUGAAUGAGGUGUUGAAGUAAACCACAAACCACAGAUAAAGAGCUGAAGAAAAUAAAGCUCGGAGUGGAUUCUCAUUAACCAAGCAGAGAAGUUUGA
Messenger RNA from Pantherophis guttatus, 3961 nucleotides. The record is from RefSeq and is a predicted model, not a curated record. Lineage: Eukaryota; Metazoa; Chordata; Lepidosauria; Squamata; Colubridae.